Molecule: messenger RNA, 1875 nt
Organism: Letharia columbiana
Lineage: Eukaryota; Fungi; Ascomycota; Lecanoromycetes; Lecanorales; Parmeliaceae
Exons: 2
Coding region: 1-1875 (624 amino acids)
Molecular function (GO): 1-alkyl-2-acetylglycerophosphocholine esterase activity
Source: RefSeq, a predicted model, not a curated record
AUGCCACUCUCACAGUGGAUCUACGGCAAUCACGAGAACGGCUCAUGGGCAGGCCCUCAUAAUGUUCCUCCUUCCCAAAGCCCCAAAUCUCGACCUCCGCGAAGUCUACGAGACAAGGUACCUUUUCAUGGCACCCUUCCAAAGUACUCUGGCCCAUAUGGCGUCGGAUUCAUGGACAUCGAGAUUCCUGCAACCUCACCUCGCCCUUUCUCCCAUAUUACACGCCACGGUCGGCAUAUACUGCAGCUUGAGACAGUCCUCGUCUCCCUCUACUACCCCUCGGCCAUAGGGUCCGGCAAUGGCAAAGACCCUGGAGGCCACAAGCACUGGUCAAGAGAAGUUUGGCUACCUCAUCCAAGGUCAGAAAUGUCAAAAGGGUACGCUGCUUUUGCUGGAUUACCGCAAUGGUUGACAAUAAUGUGGUUUUUCGUGACUACAUGGUUCACGAAGUUACCGGCGUUCAGAAAUGCAAAGCUUGCGAACCACUGGCCGCCAGAGAAGAAUGCCACUGAGGGCGGUUUCAAAGUCAAGAACGAGAAGGGCGAGCACCCCAAAGGCCAGCCAGAGGAGCCGAUAUUUCCACUGGUCUUGUUCAGUCACGGUAUGGGUGGCUCAAGGACGGCAUACAGUAGCGUUUGUGGAGAAUUUGCUAGCUAUGGAUUCGUCGUCUGCGCGGUGGAGCACAGAGAUGGUAGUGGAGCACGAACGUUUAUCAAUCAUCCAUCAGAAGGGAAAGGCAGUCGGAAAGAAAGGGAGACCAAUGGUCAUGUUGAUCACUGGGAGAAAGAGACGAAGCGCCACUGGGACGUUGUCGAUUUCAUAUUUCCAAAACAAAAUCCAAUGGAUACUAGGCCAAGCAAUGAACAGGGCGUAGACAAGGAACUUCGGUCUGCCCAAAUUGAGAUGCGUCUCGUUGAGAUCGAAGAGUCAUACGACAUUGUCAAGGCUAUUGUUGCGGGCAAAGGGUCCACGGUUGCCGAGCGAAAUCUACGAAACGCUGAUGGAAUUGGGGCAUCGUCUCGUGGGCUCGACGGUGUAGACUGGGACUCUUGGAAGGGGAAGGUUAACAUCGCCCAGGUCACCAUGAUUGGCCAUUCUUUUGGAGCUGCCACGACUGUCGAGGUCCUCCGCCAUGCUGAUCGCUUUCAAUGGGUUGGUCAAGGGAUCAUGUAUGACAUAUGGGGUAUUGCUCUUACUCCGCCAGAGUCAGAGCCGAGACAUCGCAUCAACGCCCCGCUUCUUGGAAUAAACUCAGAAGCAUUCAUGUACUGGAGCGACAAUUUCAGCGCUGCUACUCGUGUCUGUGAUGAGGCCAAGAUGCAUGGGUCUUUAGCCUGGCUUUUGACCGUCCGUGGUACUGUCCACAUCUCCCAGACGGAUUUCGCUAUUCUCUACCCACAUAUCGCGUCAAUGGUUUUGAAACAGACGAUCAACCCUCGUCGAGCUAUCGAUGUAAACAUCAAUGCUUCCCUUGAAUUCUUAGACCAUGUCAUGCCUACCCCUGUCGCACCAUUUCAUCGUUGUCUCGAAAACGAGAAGCUGCUUGAAUUACCCUGCGUCGACGAGCUACCUACCGAACACAGGCCUGAUGAGAAAUGGAUGGCGGUCCGCUUAAAAUUACCUCAUGAGGUUCGGGCUCGAGUUUCCCCCAAAUUACGGCGAAGAUUGAAGAGAUAUGGAGGGUUAGAUGGAGAAAAGGAGGUCUGGAUGCAUAUGGCACCGGGUAUAGAGGAUCUACAGUGCAAGGCAGGCAGAGGCUGUGCACCCAAGCAGAAAGGAGGAGGCGCGGAUGAGGUUGGAAAGAUUACAGACGUAGCUGCUACAGGGGAUGAAGCGCUCAAAGGCUUUGUUGCGGCUAGUAUUCUUGAAGAAUGA